Messenger RNA from Biomphalaria glabrata, 3104 nucleotides. RefSeq lists its product as uncharacterized. The record is from RefSeq and is a predicted model, not a curated record. The coding region runs from base 338 to 2701 and encodes 787 amino acids. The transcript is spliced from 3 exons. Gene Ontology annotation, molecular function: protein binding; zinc ion binding. NCBI's taxonomy places the organism in Eukaryota, Metazoa, Mollusca, Gastropoda, Planorbidae.
UUGAGCUAUACUUUACAAAAUCUUACAGGCUCUACGUCAUGUUCAGAUAUUAAUUCAUACACACACACACAGACACAUAAACAGUUCUAAGAGCAGCACUACAAGACGUCUACGCUUCUGGCACGAGAGAAAGUGUUCUUGGUGCAUUGUGUCCUUCCUAUCUAUGCCCAGCAGUAAGAAGCGAGAUGAUGUGUACAUUGACAAAUAUCGUGUUUAUUUUCUUCCUACAACUUUCUCCUGAUGGCAUGGCUGGAAGUUGUUGCAGUUUUUGUGCUGACAGCUAGUCCUGAGUUUGAAGAGUCAGAGAUACCUGUCAACUUAGAGAACCUCGAGGAGAAUGCCUCCAAAGGCUAAACUGCGAUCAACAUCCCAGUCCAAACUGACCCUAGCCGAGCUCCUGGACACAGAGAUUGUGCGAUGCGGUCUUUGCAAGAAACUUUACGACCAGCCACUUCUCCUGCCGUGCCUUCACACGCUGUGUACCCAGUGUGUAGUGGACACAAUCGUGAGCACUGCCAACAGCGAGGUCCGCGAAGAUCAACACCAACAUGAGUGCACUGAUCAUCAACGCACAGAGAGCACGAGUUCCGCCUGUCAGGCCCUGGCUUGCUCAGCUGAGGUGACAAAAGUAACACAGUGUCUGGAGGCAAAUAACGCAAACCAAGAAGAAGCAACUCUGAAACAUUUACCUUACAUUUAUUUCGAUUGUCCUUUGUGUAGAUCUAGGGCUAAAUUAACAAAACAUUUUGAUAUUCGUAUGAGUGUCGUAUGUCAUCCUUUUGAAGAUUCAAAUAAUGAAUUUAAAUUUUCAAGAUUCAAUAACGACAUAAAUUUCAAAGGACAACAGAUGGUAUCGUUUUCAGAUGAUAUGCAGCAUCAGGUGAGAGCAUUGGUAGAGCUUAGUUUAGCUAGAAACUACUUCUUACAAUCUUUGACACAACUUCACGCUAGAAAGCGGAUGGAGUCAAGAGAAUGUCUCUACUGCAGAUACGAAGGGAAGAGUGUGCCGGCGUCCAGCUACUGCCUGGACUGCAAAGACGACAUGUGCAAAGAAUGCUGCAGCGCUCACCAGAAAACCAAACUGACCCGCAACCACCAGGUGGCCUGGGAUGAAGGCAUACACCGAGGUCUAUUCGACUACGACAUCCGUUCCCGCAGCUUUGUCCCUUGCGGCAAACACCCGGCCCAACCAGCCGACCAGUUUUGCUCCCAAUGCCAACUGGCCAUGUGCGAGCUCUGCGGCAACAGCGAACACCAGGACCACAAAGUGGAAGGCGUAGAAGCAACUUCUAAAAGACUUCUGUCUGAGAUUCAGCACAUCCAGCGGGCCUUUUCCCGCACAGCAUCAAGUCUGGCAGCACAUAGCCGAUUACUUAAAGAGCACCAGGAAAAAUUGCUUACAUGCAAAGAAACGAUUAUGACUCAGAUAGCUACACAGACAGAACAGCUUCACGACAUGAUCAGCAGAGAGCGAGACAGGCUUGUACAUCAACUGGAGGAAGACUUCGGGAAGGAAAAAACCGCGAUGGACAAGAAACUCUCGGAUGUUCAAUGCUUAGAGUCAUCGCUGGUCGAUGCAUCCCAGCUAUUGCUGCAUGUGUCCACUUGUGGACGACCCGAUGAGAUCGUGUCUCUCCACGAACACGCACUGUCGCGCUACACCCAACUGGUCAAUAGCACUCCAACUUAUACGCUGACCAAGAAGCUGGCACCUGUUUACAGGCCAGGGCCCUGCACAGAACGCAAUGUCAGCAUUCUUUUUGGUCAGGUCUCAACCCAGAGAAUAGCGAUAAACAAAGAAGCGAAAUACAGGACGCCACUGCCUGUCUCAACGCUGAUGCCCGCUGUGCUUCAACCACCCCAACUCUGCCACAGCUUCAACGCCAGCUCACCACUGGACACUAAGCCCGUCUACCCCACAGGCCUGGCCUUUCACAAAAACGUGCUGGCCGUAGUGGACAGAGCGAACGCCUCGGUGAAACUGUUUGACCCCAGCAGCAAACUGCUGAAUGAGCUGGGCCACGGGGAGGGCCAGGCCAAACUACAGAAGCCUUUCGAUGCAACGUUUUUUCAAGACGGGACCAUAGCAGUGACAGACACUGAAGGAGGGAGUGUCAAAAUGUUUGACCGCUCAGGGCAGUUUCUGAAAAGCUUCACGGGAAACUUAAAACACCCAAAAGGAAUAGCCUUAACCCAUAGCAAAGGGGAGAUAACAGUUAUCGACGGCUUGCUGAGAAAUUUGACCGUUUUCAACGCCAAAUCAGGAGAAAUGGUCAAGGAACUGCAACCAAAGAUCUGCGACCACGAAGAUGACCAAAGCUCUGAAGGGGAUAUCUUAAUAGAGCCCACUUACGUAGCAGUGAGUCCAGCGAACAACUACGUUAUCACAGACAUGGCAGCACCGCACAUUAAAAUUCUGACCAGCCAAGCUGACCUGCUGACCUCGAGCAUGACCUACGGCACGAGGCAGCAGGAACUGUUGCACCCCGGAGGCUUGUGCGUGGACACAUUUGGACAAAUUUUCAUCGCAGACACUAACAACAGCCGCGUUCACGUGGGGCUGCCUAGUGGAGAAAUGACCGAACUGUUGGUCACAGCGAAAGAUGGCAUUUCAAAGCCCACCUGUCUAACUAUAACAGACGAAGGACAUCUUUGCAUAGGCCAAAGUGGAGGGGACAUUAAAAUUUUUAAAUAUCUGUAAAGGGUAGAUUGUGUUGAAAAAACUGAAAGUAUGUAACUUAGCUAAAGUUGAUAAGAUAAUGUAUAGAGUUGAUCUGUAUAGCAACCUACAUUAUGGAUAAAAUAUUUAAAUGAACUCCAAAAAAUUGCAAUCUAAAAGUUCAUCCUUUCCGAAUUAAAAAUGUUUAAAAAAUGUGUAAAUAAGAGAUAUUAAACGGAUACAAGUGAUAAUAAAGGGCUGUAAUUCACAACAAAAUCUAGCGCAUGAUAGAGAUAAAGACUACAUUGAUUGCAGUUAUAAACGGGAGUGUGGUGGCUGAAUGAUAAAGGGCGCGGCUUCAGAACAAGGGGAUCAAAGAAAAGGUCAUUAUCAACCUGCUCCACCACGUGUCAUUUAUUAGAAGCUGUUCCAAAUAUUAGAAUUU